This is a messenger RNA of Juglans microcarpa x Juglans regia, 2303 nucleotides long. Its product is annotated as transmembrane protein 214-B-like. Lineage: Eukaryota; Viridiplantae; Streptophyta; Magnoliopsida; Fagales; Juglandaceae. The transcript has 10 exons. The coding region runs from base 163 to 1950 and encodes 595 amino acids. Gene Ontology annotation, cellular component: endoplasmic reticulum; Golgi apparatus. The record is from RefSeq and is a predicted model, not a curated record.
UGUCCUAUUCUUCAAUACCCCCGAAUCGCACCCAUUAUACAUUUCUCUCCGUGAUCCCUCUCCCUCUCACUCCUGUCGACGCGAGAACGAGAAUUCCCCCACCAAACUAAACAGGCUGUUUCGGAGCUUUUGCUCUUCUGUGUUUCGUUCGUCUUUGAAGCUAUGGACGAGAAUACAGCUGUCAUUGAAGCGAUUCUAAGAGAGCAAGAGGAGGAAGAUCAAGCAGAGAGGAAUAAGAACAACAACAAUAUCAAGGAGAGCCAAAACGAAGACAAAUUCGCCUGGCAAACGGUGUCCUAUCAUAAGCGCAAUAGGAAGGCAUCCAGGACUCGACUGGGGGAGAAUUCGACCGAUCUCCAGAGUCGCCGGCCCAACGUCGCCGCCUCCUCCGUCAAUGUCUUCCGCUCCAUCGAGCAGCACUCCGAGGAUCGCCUCCGCCGCACGCUUGAGACCCAGAUCGCAGACGAAGCUGUAGAGAGAUCGAAGCGACAUUCCGACGACGGUGAAGACAGCGACCCUGAGGUCUCCGCCGCAGUAGAGAAUGGUGACGUGAAGCCUAAGAAGCCAAAAAAGCCGAAGAAACCCAAGGUGACAGUGGCUGAAGCUGCGUCUAAGAUCGAUGCCGCUGAGCUCAGCGUUUUCCUCAUUGAUAUUACCGCAUCGUACGAAUCGCAACAAGAUAUACAGCUGAUGCGAUUCGCGGAUUAUUUCGGCCGCGCAUUCGCGUUGGUGAGUGCGGCUCAAUUUCCGUGGUUGAAGACAUUGAAAGAGUCUAGUGUUGCAAAGACGGUUGAUAUUCCUCUUUCCAGUAUACCUGAAGAUGUUUAUAAAACAUCUGCUGACUGGAUUGGAAAGCAGUCUUCUGACGCACUUGGGUCCUUUAUGUUGUGGUCAUUGGAUAGCAUUUUCACUGACCUUGCAAAUCAUCAAGCAGCUGCCAAGGGAUCCAAAAAGGUGGUUCAGCAAUUAUCUUCAAAGUCUCAGGUUGCUAUAUUUGUUGUUUUAGCAAUGGCACUACGAAGAAAACCUGAUGUGUUGAUCAGUUUAUUGCCUAUAAUUAAGGAAAAUCCCAAAUAUCAAGGACAGGAUAAGCUUCCAGUCACUAUUUGGGUGAUUUCUCAGGCAAUGCAAGGAGAUUUAGUAGUUGGGUUAUACGCGUGGGUUUAUUUACUCCUGCCUAUACUGGGUAGCAAGUCAGGCUGUAAUCCGCUUUCAAGAGACUUAAUUUUACAGUUGGUGGAGAGAAUUUUAUCUACCCCAAAAGCUCGCACUAUUCUGUUACAUGGUGCUGUCAGAAAGGGAGAGCGCGUGGUGCCACCAUCAGCUCUUGAGCUUUUGUUGAGGAUUACUUAUCCAGCAUCAUCAGAUCGGCUAAAGGCAACUGAAAAGUUUGAAGCCAUAUAUCCUAUUUUAAAGGAGGUUGCCCUUGCUGGUUCCCCAGGAAGCAAAGCAACGAAGCAAGUUGCACAACAGAUUUUAAACUUUGCAAUCAAAGCUGCUGGAGAAGGCAUCUCUGGCCUGGCAAAGGAAGCAAGUGACAUUUUUAUUUGGUGCUUGAGUCAAAACCCUGAAUGUUACAAGCGAUGGGACAUGCUUUAUCUGGAUAAUCUUGAAGCAAGUGUUGUUAUUCUGAGAAAGCUGUCUGAUGAAUGGAAGGAGCACUCUGUGAAACAUCGUACUCUGGACACUUUGAGGGAAACUCUUCAGAGUUUCAAGCUAAAGAAUGACAAAGCAUUGGCAAAGGGAGAUGAUGGUGCUCGCCAUUCAUCAUUGAAGGAUGCAGACAAGUACUGCAAGUUGAUUUUGAGGCAAUUAUCACGAGGCCGUGGAUGCAUGAAGACCAUGGUCUUUGUGUCUGUUGCACUUGCUGUUGGUGCUGCAGUUAUGUCCCAAAACGUGCAAUCUUGGGAUUAUAGGAAGAAACUCUCAGAGAUAUUGAACUUUCCCUGAAACUUUCUUAGCUCAGACGCGUGCAGAGGUCCGCCAGCAGUAAAUGGUGCACUCCGUCGCCAUAUAGGAUUAAUUAUGUCCGGCAUAGGUCCAGAAUGGCCUGUUAAAAACAAAAUGGGCCAUUGAUGAGUAAAAUUAUUUCAGUAUUGUGACCAAACUCUAUUUUUUUAGUGAAUUGGAAUAGGAGCAGCAGCAGCCCGUAUCUGGUUUUCAGUAGUGGGUCAGAUCAAUGACUUGUUUUCAUAACGACGACUUUAUAGUUGUUUGUUUUUCUGUUAAGUUUUGGUCGUGCAAAAUGGGUAUACGAGGGAAAUGAAUGAUGAAAUCAAUAUAUGCCUUGAAAGGAGUUUCAG